Molecule: messenger RNA, 205 nt
Organism: Paraglomus occultum
Lineage: Eukaryota; Fungi; Glomeromycota; Glomeromycetes; Paraglomerales; Paraglomeraceae
Source: the annotation of a GenBank genome assembly
AGUUGGAAGCAAAGUAGAAGAAUUAGAAGAAAAAGUAGAAGGUUUGGAAGAUAAUUUAGAAAUGGAACGUGAAGAAGCUGAGAAAGCAUUGAAUACAGCCAUGAAGUGGAGAGAACGCCAAAUGAAAGAAGUAAAAAUCAAUCAAUGUUUCGAGAGAGAAGUGUUUUUAAAAAAAAUAGAAGUUUUAGAAAAUAACAUUAAUUGA